This is a messenger RNA of Mobula hypostoma (lesser devil ray), 846 nucleotides long. RefSeq names its product NK1 transcription factor related 2-like,a (gene nkx1-2a). The transcript has 2 exons. Bases 1 to 846 code for a protein of 281 amino acids. Gene Ontology annotation, biological process: cell differentiation; regulation of transcription by RNA polymerase II. Gene Ontology annotation, cellular component: nucleus. NCBI's taxonomy places the organism in Eukaryota, Metazoa, Chordata, Chondrichthyes, Myliobatiformes, Myliobatidae. The record is from RefSeq and is a predicted model, not a curated record. Gene Ontology annotation, molecular function: RNA polymerase II cis-regulatory region sequence-specific DNA binding; DNA-binding transcription factor activity, RNA polymerase II-specific.
AUGUUCGAGUGUCCGGAGAGUGGGGAAGAGAUGAGCCCCACUCACAAGAUAUCCUUCUCCAUCAUAGAUAUUCUCGACCCGCAAAAAUUUACAGGUAAAUCUCAGGCGCUUGGGCUGCAAGACAAGGGGCCAGAUGAAAACAGUGUACUUAACAGUACAGUACAGACCUUAAAGGAGACAGUAAAGCUAAGUGCUGAAAAGAACAGCAACCAAAUCAGCACCGAAUCUGAUGGAAGGGAACAACACAGACAUUCCAAUGCUAAUACUUCAAAAGAAUUUCCAGAAUCCCAUGGAAACCUUCAGCUAUAUCAAGAGGAUAAUAAUUCAACACAGCCUGAAUUCCACAAAGAUCACAAUGCCUCCACUGAGUUGGAAUCCAGGUCUGAUCAUAUUGCACCCAGGCAAAAACGUCGUCGAGCUGAACCAGGCUGUGCUAAACCAAGACGAGCUAGAACUGCAUUCACAUAUGAGCAACUAGUGGCUUUGGAGAAUAAAUUUCGCUCAACCCGCUAUCUAUCAGUAUGUGAACGCCUCAACCUUGCUUUGGCCCUCAGCCUUACAGAAACUCAGGUUAAAAUCUGGUUUCAGAACAGACGCACAAAGUGGAAAAAACAAAACCCUGGAGCAGAUAGCACAAUUCAGCCUGGACCAACUAGCUUGUCUGGAGUCAGUCCGAGUCCUCCUGGAACAAGUGUACUCAGCUUUCCAACUUUUCAGACUUAUGCUGCAGGGAACGUCAUUUGCCAGACGGCAACACCAGUCCCUUUAGUAUCAUCCUCUACAGGAUUGAUGUCUCCCUUCCUGAGUUCUACUUACUUGACACCAUUUUAUGCACCACAUUUGUGA